Messenger RNA from Uncinocarpus reesii 1704, 1461 nucleotides. RefSeq lists its product as uncharacterized. Bases 1 to 1461 code for a protein of 486 amino acids. Lineage: Eukaryota; Fungi; Ascomycota; Eurotiomycetes; Onygenales; Onygenaceae. Gene Ontology annotation, biological process: protein localization to nuclear inner membrane; NLS-bearing protein import into nucleus; nuclear pore organization. Gene Ontology annotation, cellular component: nuclear pore central transport channel; nuclear pore. The transcript is spliced from 3 exons. Gene Ontology annotation, molecular function: structural constituent of nuclear pore. The record is from RefSeq and is a predicted model, not a curated record.
AUGUCUUUAUUCGGCGCGCAGAAGCCUAUGUUCGGAUCCAGCUUAACAACCAGCCAGCCGCAACAGAGUGGAAACCUUUUAAAUAGCUCACAGCAGCAAGGCACUUCACCAUUUGGGGCCAUAGGCGGACAAGCAAAACCGGGUGGGUUAUUCAGUGGGUUUGGGCAACAGCAACAACAACAACCGCAAACUCAGCAACAAAGUGGCGGAUUAUUUUCUGGAUUCGGCUCCAGCACGCAGCAACCACAGCAACAAGGUGGAGGCCUUUUUCCAGGGCUUAGUAGUUCAACCCAGCAACAACCACAACAACAAGGCGGUGGCCUGUUUUCCUUAGGGUCCCAGCCGCAACAAGCCCAGACGGGAGGUGGUCUCUUCCCUGGUCUUGGCUCCAGCACUCAACAACCGCAGCAGCAAACUGGUGGUCUAUUCUCUGGGUUUGGCGCAACAACUCAACAGCAGCAGCAGCAGCAGCAGCAGCCUGGCGGUUUAUUUUCGGGUUUUGGCUCAACGGCUCAGCAGCAGCCACAACAACCACAACAAACCGGCACUGGCCUGUUUCCCAAUGUUGGCCAACAGCAACAACCAUUUGGAACUACCCUCGGAGGAGCUGGACAGCAGCAAACACAACCCCAAUUGGGCCAAACUUUGGGGCAAACUCAAGCCACCUGUUCGACUAUAUGGACGCCCGGCCAAGGAAUGACUGGUGUCCAUAGAACUGUUCCGAUGCAAAUGAUGAUCGUGAAAGAUAAGUGGGAUCCGGUUAAUCGAACCUCUCCUUUCCGUGCGUACCUAUACAAUAACGUGGGCGAAGAGUCAGCACCUUUCUUCCAACCGAGUCCCAACGAUGACGAAAACAAAUGGGAGGAUGCGCUACGUAAGCGACCUGGACCUGGCUACGUUCCAGUUCUUGUCAGGGGAUUCUGGGAGCUCGGAAAGCGGGCUCAACGACAGAGAGAUUUUUUAGCAAUGAUGCAGACAAGAUUACACGAAAUCAAUACGGCGCUUACUGACCUUCUAUCUCGUCAUGAUCUUAAUAUUUCGGUUAAGAUUGCUGCAUGUAGGAGGAAGCAUCAAAUGUUGAGCCAAAGAUGCCUUGCGCUGGCAGCAAAGACCCAGUUGCUCAGAAACCGUGGGUAUGCCAUGGACGAUGUAGAAGAAGAGCUGGCGAAGAAACUGCUCCAACUUGAACGGUCAAUGUUUGACCCAUCUCUAAAUGGACGAUCUGAGGAGAUCUGGGCGAGAAUGCUUGCGAUUAGGGAGAAUACGAAGCGAUUGCAAAUUGAACUCGAGCGCACAGGCGGAGGAACCGCGGAGCAGGAAGAUGAUACCUUGAGUGAUACGCAGCUGAAGACAGCGAAGAAGAUUCUUGAUGACUACGCCUCGCAAAUACAACAUCUAAAUAAAGAACUUGCUGCGCUUCAGAAGGAUUACGAGACUCUCGAGCAAACUGCCGCAAGUUGA